AUGCUGACGCUCUGGGCCCUGGUGCUCACGCUGGGCCUGCAGGCCAGUGCACAGGACCUGCUGGAAGAAGCCCCAGGGAUAAGCAAUCUUCCUGUAGCUACCUUGCCCAUCCCGAUCAGUGCCCUCGAAGCCCUGCCACUCAGACUAGGCCCUAGACGACGCCCCCCAACACAAAGAGACUUUCUAUCCAAAAAGCGUUCAGCCCCCAGCGGCAGCGGCAAGUGCAUACCCGUGGCCGAGUACUUCCUGUCCAAAAGCAGACUCAAUGACUAUCUCAACAACACCCUGCCCGCGGAGAUCGAGAAGCUGUUCAAGUGUGAGCAGGUCAACCUGGUUGGUGUGCUGGGCACCUUGGUAUCCACGCUGAGCACCUCCAACCUGCUCUCUGCGCUGGACCUCGGUUCCCUCCUGAGCAUGGGAGGCGGUGGCCUCGGCGACAUUCUAGGCAAGGGAGGCAGCGGCAACUCCCAAGGCCUGGACCUGCUGGGCGGCCUGCUGCCGCUGGGAGAUGAGGGGCUGGGCGGCCUGCUGUCUGGCAAAAAAGGCAAAGGGACUCUCAAGGGGCUCCUCGACGGCACCGGGCUCUCCAGUCUCCAGCAGCCGCUGGACGACGUGGUGGGCAAAGUCACAGAGCUCAAGGAGUCCACCAAGAACGUGGUGAACAAGGCCCUGCCGCCAGAUGUCAGCAACGCCCUCUCGGGCCUGCUGGGAGGCCUGGACCUGAACGAGCUGCUGCUGGGACUACAGGUUCAGGAGGUGACUGUGGACAGCAUGAACUCAACCACGGCCAAAGAUGGGAUCCACAUCCUUGCCACAACCACUACUGUCAUAGGCGGGAAAGGCCUUGUCGGACCCGUCAUCAGCCUGGUGGGAUUCCACGUGUACGCAAACGUGACCCUGACUAUUGGCAUUUCCACAAAUGACACCCAGUGCGUCAACCUCCAGGUCCAGAACAAAGACAUCCAGGUCAACAAAGUGACCCUUCAGAUCGUAGAAACGAUCACGGACGUUUUGCCUGUGCCUGUCCCUGUGCCCCUGGGCGACGUGGUCACUAAACUGCUGUCAGUGGAGUUGAAUCAGAAUGUGAAAGAAGCGGACUCCUGUGACAUCGUUCUCAGUGGCUUCAAUGACUGCAAGAACUCCACCGGCCUGUUCCGGUACCAUGUGAGGGCGGCCCACUUCUCCCCCGAAGGCCUCUCAAUCUUCUACUGCGCAGAGGCCCUCUUUGACAACAAGGCAGUGCCCGUGCGCGGAAGACUGCUCCCUCCACACCCUAAGAGCGCCAACGUCUCCCUGACCCUGUCGCGCACGCUGCUCGACGCGCCAGCGGAGCACAUUGCUAAGCAGAGCACCUUCAAGAUCGACAACCUGGAGGCAAGCAUCACCAGAAUCCGCCGGGGGUACCAGAGCAACGACACUUCCCAGGUCACCUACUGGAGCAACAUAAAGAAGGAUGGCGAGAGCUUCGCCACCGGGGAAUCGAAAUUGACCAUCUGGCAUGACAGCAAGAUUUCAAACGACAAGCUGAUAUCAGAGGUCAAACUUGUAAGGUACUGUGCAGUACGAACCCAAACCAACCCAAAGUGCAUGAGCUCAGCGCCACACACGGCUCUCGGGAGGCGCGGGGGGGGACGACGGGGAACUCAGUCGGCAACUCCCACGCCGUCGCCCGCCUUACGUUUGCCCUGUGCGCCUCUGACUGCUAAGCGGCUGACUUACGCCGAGAAGCCACCGGGACAGCACUGCAGCUCCACAAGCGAGAAGCAACCUUCCCUGAACCUAACGGCUGUCUGUGCUUUCUUUCUUGACAGAUCUGAUUUCAAGGUGACACCGCCUGAGGCUACAGACGAGGUGCGAAAUGUGAUGAAAGGACAAGAGAAGAAGUUCUGGUCUGUCCUUAUUGAAAUUUUGAAAGCAUGGAAUAUACCAGCAGGAGUAACCUCAAAUCCUCUGAACAAUGCCAAGGUUAACGUGACUCAAUCGAAUGAUCUUCAGGCGGCAAACUGAACCCAGCACACUCAGAGCCAGGCAGUGUCCCAGGACGAAAGCAAAAACCGCCUGUGAAACUUUCCUGUGAAACACUGGGCAUGCAGCAAGGAACCAAGUAGAAGUAGCAUUCUUAGAAUGUCAAG
Messenger RNA from Oryctolagus cuniculus (rabbit), 2132 nucleotides. NCBI's taxonomy places the organism in Eukaryota, Metazoa, Chordata, Mammalia, Lagomorpha, Leporidae. The record is from RefSeq and is a predicted model, not a curated record.